This is a messenger RNA of Thrips palmi, 3231 nucleotides long. Its product is annotated as suppressor of hairless protein-like. Lineage: Eukaryota; Metazoa; Arthropoda; Insecta; Thysanoptera; Thripidae. The transcript has 9 exons. Gene Ontology annotation, molecular function: RNA polymerase II cis-regulatory region sequence-specific DNA binding; DNA-binding transcription activator activity, RNA polymerase II-specific. Bases 90 to 1730 code for a protein of 546 amino acids. Gene Ontology annotation, cellular component: nucleus. Gene Ontology annotation, biological process: regulation of transcription by RNA polymerase II. The record is from RefSeq and is a predicted model, not a curated record.
CCGGCCUGCCGCCUGACUCCCCCGCGUCGGCCGCCGAGCUGGCGUCGUACGAGAGAGAGGCGCACCUCCUCCAUGGCGGCGAGUCCAAGAUGAACGGCGUGGUGGACCACCACCAGCAGCAGCACCACCAACACCACCACCAGCAGCACUUGCAGCAGCAGCAGCAGCUGCACCAGCAGUUCGGCAUCAGCAUGCAGACACCGCCCACGCCGCUGGCCGCGCCUCGACUGAUCGUCGUCUGUCUGCCCGCGUUCCUGGCGCGGCCCAAGGAGCAGCGGCUGACGCGCGACGCCAUGCAGCGCUACCUCCGCGAGCGCAUGGACCUGACGCUGGUGGUGCUGCACGCCAAGGUGGCCCAGAAGUCGUACGGCAACGAGAAGCGGUUCUUCUGCCCGCCGCCGUGCCUGUACCUGGUGGGCCAGGGCUGGCGGCGGCGGCAGGAGGCCCUGCUACGACAGGGCGAGUCCGAGCAGGGCGCGCAGCUGUGUGCCUUCAUGGGCAUCGGCGGCGCGGACCAGGACAUGCAGCAGCUCGACCUGGCCGGCAAGCAAUACUGCGCGGCGAAGACGCUGUUCAUCUCCGACUCGGACAAGCGGAAGCACUUCAUGCUGACCGUCAAGAUGUUCUUCGGCAACGGCCACGACAUCGGCGUCUUCCACUCCAAGCGGAUAAAAGUCAUCAGCAAGCCUUCCAAAAAGAAGCAGUCGCUCAAAAACGCAGACCUGUGUAUUGCCAGCGGCACCAAGGUGGCGCUGUUCAACAGGCUGCGGUCGCAGACGGUCAGCACGCGGUACCUCCACGUCGACGGCGGCAACUUCCACGCCAGCUCCACGCAGUGGGGCGCCUUCACCAUCCACCUCCUGGACGACAACGAGUCCGAGUCCGAGGAGUUCUCGGUGCGGGACGGCUACAUCCACUACGGGUCCACGGUGAAGCUGGUGUGCUCGGUGACGGGCAUGGCGCUGCCCAGGCUCGUGAUCCGGAAGGUGGACAAGCAGAUGGCGCUGCUGGACGCCGACGACCCCGUCAGCCAGCUGCACAAGUGCGCCUUCUACAUGAAGGACACCGAGCGGAUGUACCUGUGCCUGUCGCAGGAGCGGAUCAUCCAGUUCCAGGCGACGCCGUGCCCCAAGGAGCCCAACAAGGAGAUGGUGAACGACGGCGCGUCCUGGACCAUCAUCAGCACGGACAAGGCCGAGUACCAGUUCUUCGAGGGCAUGGGCCCCGUGCGCGCGCCGGUCACGCCCGUGCCCGUCGUCCACAGCCUGCACCUGAACGGUGGCGGCGACGUGGCCAUGCUGGAGCUGACGGGGGAGAACCUGUCGCCGUCACUGCGGGUGUGGUUCGGCGACGUGGAGGCCGACACCAUGUACCGGUGCCAGGAGAGCUUGCUGUGCGUCGUGCCCGAGAUCUCCGCCUUCAGGGGCGAGUGGGGGUGGGGGCGGCAGCCGUCGCAGCCAGUGCAGGUGCCCGUGUCGCUGGUGCGCAGCGACGGCAUCAUCUACGCCACGGGGCUCACCUUCACGUACACGCCCGAGCCCAACCCGGGGACGCGGACGGGGCAGCCCGGCCAGCCCGGCUACCCGCAGGGCGACCCGCAGGCGCAGGGCCCCCAGGGGGGCAUGCUGGGGGCGCCCCAGGAGCCGCACCCCCACGCCAUGGCCCCCCACACGCCGCACGCGCCGCACACCCCCCACCCCAACCCUUUCCACGCUCAAGGGGGCCUGUGAGGGGCUGGGUGUCGCCGGCAGCACCGGCAGGCCGACAUCAAGACGUCUCCCUCGCUGCGGGGGACUGCCGCACCGGCCGCACCCAGGCCGCCCGGCCUCCGCCCGGCCUCCCGGAACCCCGCUUCAGCUGGAAGUCUUCUUGGGCCCGGAACUCCAGUGCCCGAUGACGUUCCAGAGGGAAAAUAGAACUUUGCCGACGCCUGAGAGGCAGGCUCAGAACUGGAUCACCGUCACUCUGAUGCGUAAGCCUCGAAUGGAACAUGACUGGAAGGGACUUCUCACAGAGUCGUGGUUUCGACCUAUGAUGCCAUCAGAAAAGGGCGGGUAGCCGCUCAUGCCAGGCCAUAGAGUGAUGGGAGUUCCCUGCGAAAUGAAUUCAAGAAGACUUCCAGCAAAACACAACAAACUCUGUGAUCUUGUUAAUUGCUGUGGUUGACUAUAUGAGUAUGUGUUCAUGAUCAUGUGCUGGGAGCGAAAGCCAGAGAUCUCUGUAAAUCAUCAUGUCCAUUUACACAAAUAUUUAAGACUUGACUAUCAGAUGAGGGGGUGUACAUAAGUAAAGUUUUAUAAGCGCUCUUUCAAGUGCUUGGUGGUUGAAAAGUAGUCUGCAGUUUUCUCUAGGUCCGAAUUGCAAAAGGUGAUUAUUUUUAUCAGCCAUCAUGGCUAGCUCAAUUUAGAUGUGAAUGGCUUUUUUUCUGUAAUUUUCCAUUGUUAAAAAAAUACGUCACCUACUGUCAUCGGUUGUUCUCUGCAGGCUGCUAUUUAAACUUAGUUUAUUACUUAACUCCCAAUGUAGGAAGAUACAAUAAAGCAGUCAAUUCUGAUGUAUGUGCUCACGCUGUAUUGUUAAGUUUCUUCCUUCUUUAACUGAUCAACCUCCAAGUUUCAACCUCCAAGUUGUGGAAUUAAUGAAAGCAAUAUGGGAGUGUACAUUUCAAACUUUUCAAUGCAAACUGCUUUUUAUCACAAGAUGUUUGAGGGGUCUUUGAAUCUAAGAAAAAAAGUUAAAUUAUAUUAUAAAAUCAAAUGUAAAUAGUGAAGCAAAUUUUGUACGAGUGGUAAAGAAAAUGACAAUUUAUGAAACGUCUGCACUGUAAAGUCCCAUGGGCAGCAAUCAAAAGGUUUGUGAUAUUGAUAUAAAAUUGUUUAUUUGUUUUAGUGCUGUAAAAUUGUAAGCAUUUACUUUGAUAAAUUUUUUGUUGCCUGUAUCAAUAGAUUUUUAUGAGCAAAUAGUACUGGAGGUAAGCCCACUCAGGGGUUCCUUAGCCAUGGCUUUAGAUAUUUUAAAUAAUUUGAUAUUGAGGUGACAUGGUAAAAUUGACUCGCCCUCACUUCCAGCAUGUUACAGUAUAGCUCUUAUUUAUAGCCUAAAAAGGUUUAACAAACACUCCAUAUUUUCAAGGCUUACUUUGUAUAAAUCUGGUAUGUUUUUAUAGUAUUAUUUUAUCUGUGAUUUUUGAGUGCAGAACUUGCACUUAAAAUAAAUAAAACUUCUGCUGAA